GACCAGAGCUUGGAGGAUGCAUUGCUGCCCGACGGCCUGAAGGUAUUGAACCUGGGCGCCGAAUUCGAUCGGAGUUUGCGUGGCGUGCAGCUCCCCAACAGCCUGGAGACCUUGUCCUUUGACUGGGCUUUCAACCAGAGCUUGGAAGGAGUCACCCUGCCAAGCAGCUUGCAGACAUUGAAGUUCGGGGCGGAUUUCAACCAGACAUUGGCAGGUGUCUCGUUGCCGAGCAGCCUGCAGACUCUUACCUUGGGGGCUCGUUUCAACAAGAGCUUGAGAGGUGUUGCUUUGCCAGAAGGCCUCAAGACUUUGAGUCUUGGCAGGGCCUUCAACGAGAGCUUGGAAGGCGUCACAUUUCCACAGAGCUUAGAGACGUUGACCUUCAGCGACUUUUUCAACCAAAGUCUGAAAGGCGUUGCAUUGCCAAGCAGUCUGCGGGCAUUGACUUUUGGUGAGGCCUUCAACCAGAGCCUGGAAGAUGUAAUGCUGCCGGGCGGCCUCGAAGUUUUGACUUUUGGCUGCCAGUUUUGCCAGAGCUUGGAAGGCAUUACGUGGCCAGGCAGUUUGCAUACCUUGACUUUGGGCAAUCAUUCCAAGGAGCAGCUGCAAGCUGCGAAGCUCCCAAGCAGCUUAGAGACCCUGACUUUUGGCAGUAAUUUCAACGAUCCUCUAGAAAGUAUCAUGCUGCCCAGCAGUCUGAAGACGUUGAUCUUUGGGGAGUUCUUCAACUAG
Messenger RNA from Symbiodinium necroappetens, 732 nucleotides. The record is from the annotation of a GenBank genome assembly. Lineage: Eukaryota; Dinophyceae; Suessiales; Symbiodiniaceae.